UCAUUCGAAUCAGGCAAAAAGCGAAGUCAGCUCUACCGGCCCGUGCCGUAAAGCGCGACGCGGGUCAGCGCGACAUCCGGCAAGGCCCCCUGCGCGGGACGCAGCUAAGAUGGCGGCGGGGGAGGUGAAGUCCGUGCUCUUCGUGUGCCUGGGAAACAUUUGUCGCUCUCCAAUAGCUGAAGCUGUUUUUAGAAAACUAGUAACUGAUGAAAAACUUGAAAAUAAGUGGAUGACAGACAGCGCUGCUGUUUCAGACUGGAACGUGGGGCGCUCCCCAGAUCCAAGGGCUUUAAGCUGUCUAAGAGAUCAUGGCAUUGAGACAGCACAUAAAGCACGGCAGGUUACUAAAGAUGAUUUCCAGACCUUUGAUUAUAUACUUUGUAUGGACGAGAGCAAUCUAAGAGAUCUGAAAAGGAAGAGCAACCAGGUUAAAGACUGCAAGGCCAAAAUUGAACUACUUGGAAGUUACGAUCCACAGAAACAACUUAUCAUUGAAGAUCCAUACUAUGGGAGUGAAAAGGACUUUGAAACUGUUUACGAGCAGUGUGUUAGAUGCUGUAAAGCGUUUUUGGAAAAGCCUCAUUAAUGGUUCAUCACGUUAUUUCUAAAGGAAAAUAAUUAGCUUCUCUUGAAAUAUGUAAAGUUUACUUGAUUGAUGUAUUUCAAUUUUAAAAGUUUGUCUCAGUAGGUUCAAAACUUUUUCAGUUUAAUUUUAAACUUUAUAUUUUAUAUUUUCUGUCAUCUAAUUAAAAUACGUAGGAAAGUUUUAGUUGGA
This is a messenger RNA of Cuculus canorus (common cuckoo), 775 nucleotides long. RefSeq names its product acid phosphatase 1 (gene ACP1). Gene Ontology annotation, cellular component: cytoplasm. The transcript is spliced from 6 exons. The record is from RefSeq and is a predicted model, not a curated record. Gene Ontology annotation, molecular function: non-membrane spanning protein tyrosine phosphatase activity; acid phosphatase activity. The coding region runs from base 110 to 586 and encodes 158 amino acids. Lineage: Eukaryota; Metazoa; Chordata; Aves; Cuculiformes; Cuculidae. Gene Ontology annotation, biological process: protein dephosphorylation.